Cinara cedri is the source of this 7546-nucleotide messenger RNA. Lineage: Eukaryota; Metazoa; Arthropoda; Insecta; Hemiptera; Aphididae. The record is from the annotation of a GenBank genome assembly.
AUGUUCGCACAGGAUAAUGUAACCCGGUACACGGCGGUAAAACUUUUACUCUUGAUUAACAAAGUUAAUGAGGUUAGUUUCUCCAAACGAAAAGAUACCCGCGGAAAAACAAAAACAAUAUUGUGUAUAAUACAUAAUGACCGGACCUCAUAUACUUUAUAAUUAUACGAUAUUAUGUUAGGGUUUGCGUGUCUAGUGGCUGAACGCUUAAUAAAACGUAAUGAAAACCGAGGACUUAUUGUGCAGGGAAAGUUUGUAAAACAUGACGCGGUGUUAAUAAUAAUAACAGGGAUUAUGUAUAGUGUGCACAGCAGAGACGAUGACGCGACAGAAUGUUGCCGGAGUUGUGAUGGAUUCCAGUGCGACGUGUUUUAUUUAAAAGCCCGGAGAAUCUCUUGUAUACGGUGUGGUCGCGCGCGAGAAGACAAUUAUAAAUUAUUAGUGCAACGCCGGAUGAGUGGUAAUUGAUGGAUAGACCGACGGCAAAGAGGGGGGGGGGGCACGGGACGGGGCGGAGACCUGAAAUCGACAGGAGUGUGUUUAAAAGGGAAAUCAGCGAUUCGAGAACUGCGUUUUUUAUUGUUAUUAUUAAAAUGAAAGAAGCCGGUAGACGUGUACCGUUACAGCGGCCGCAGGAAACAUGAUCGAGUCUAUCCCAACUUCUCACCCGCACAAGUUGGUGCACCCACGUGCGAAGCGUGUCCGUCCUUUUGUUUAUUUUUUCUUUCAUAUACAUUCCGUCCGUGAAAAUUAACAAAAAAAAACAAUGUCAGUCUGUGUUAUAAUUUGUUGUUUAAAGGAUCCGAACGUAAACGCGUGUACAUUUUUUUUUUUUUUUUUUUUUUGACAGUAAACGAUUUAAAUGUUUCAACGACUGCGCGCAUAAUAUUUAUGUAUAUUGUAUACGCUACGAAAAUAAAUGCACGGCUCUGGUCGUUUUUGAGAUUUUAAAUUCUGAAUUCAUCGCGACAAUUCAUCGUAUAAAUAAUAAACUUUUAUUAUCUCCGCAUCAUCUCGGACCACCCCGCACGAAUAAAAAAAAAAAAAAAAAAUGAUACAAUUUUAAUUCUAUUGUCCGCGUCCGGGGUGCGCUGCGGUGUUAAUAAUUCACGAAUACUGUGUAACACGGUAUAACCGCAUAUUAUUACACGAAUUUGUACAUUGUAUUAUAAUUUAUAAUAUUUUAUAUUAUAUUAUUAUGUUGAGAGAUUAUUUAAUGUUACGAGUUUUUUGUAAUCUCCGAGGUUGGGAUCGUAACAUAGUGUGACGCGUAGAACAUAAUAUCGCACACCAUGAUCAUUUUCCUGCUCGACUCCCGAAAUAUAAUCCAAGUGAACGAGUCGAAUUCGUCAUUUAACUCGCGGACUAACGUAUUUUACGUGUUCGAGUCGAAUCCGAGCGGGCGCCAUAUUCAAUGCCCGGGGGCAUCGUAACGAGUCCGAACUGUAAAAAAGGCGCGGGUUAAUAUUUUAACCGUGCAUUCAACGAGCGUGGGGUUUCGGGUUUGAAAUAAGUACAUAAUGCAUAAUUGACUUGGGUAUAGGUUUAGUCAUUAUCAAUAAUAUUAUCACUAUGGCAAUUAGCGGCGUGUUCGGUGUCCGAGACAGAACCGUCGGAUUUGUAAAUUGUGUCAUAUCGUGUAAUGUGUAAAGGAGUUUGGAAAAACGAUAGACGUCCAAUUUACGUAUUUUGGCGAGAACUUAAUUUACUGUAAUUAAAGUUAUAGUUGAAACCGAAUCGCUACGCGCUCGUAUUAUCGAUUACUGGUAAUCAAUUAAUAAGUACGAGCAAUUAUUGUUGAGUGGUUUAUUUACACGUAGCUAUACACGUUCUACACUAUCGUGUAAACCUCCUUUAUAUUAUAAUGGUUCUUUAAGGACAAAUACAUUUUUGUUUUUUUCCGACUAAAAAUUAAAAAACAUUUGAAUUUAAGCAAUUAUAAAUAGUGAAUAAUAGAUGGAUACUAAAAAAAGAACAAGGGUAACCCCUCGGACGUACCUUCCUAAUAUCCCCCUUAACCCGUAAAUACGCAGCCGAAUAAUGAUAAUUUUACAAAAAUCAUAAAUUAAAAUUUAAUAUUAAUAUUUAAGAAUUCGGGAUAGACCAUUUGAUAUUAACGUAUAUAAACUAAAAUUCACGUAAAUGAUUCGUUAUUAUUUCAAACGCACUUGAAGAAUAUACAAAGAAAACAAUUUCUAGAAUUCAAUUUUUUAAACAAAUGUGCAACAAUUCUAAAUAAUUAUUAAAAUAUAUUAAUUUGUGAAAUUUUUAGACAUUUUUAAUCAAAUUCGAAACACAAAUCUAUAUAAUAAGAGUUGUGUUUAAUUUAAUAAUAAAAAAAUAAAAUAGGAGGAAGGCGAUUUUUGGGAGUCAAUCAGAACCGUCACUUCCACGGUGGCCCUUAGGUAACUCUGAAUGUUUUUUAACUAUGAUGUAGAUAGAUCGAAAAAAAUUUGGCGGAAACGAAAAUCUAUAUUUUGUUAUCAUUUUGGCGGAAAUAAUGACCUAGAACGAAAUCAUACUAUUUUUUUUUCUAUCCACCACACACACGAUUCCGUAUACAAAAAGUGUGAUAAUUUUUUUUCCAUAAAUUUUUUCUAUCGCGUAGCCAAUUGAAUAACGGCUCCAACAGUCACCACCAGCAUCUUAUGACAAAGGUUUCAAUAGGCAAUUUGGACUAUAAAUUAUAUUUAUUUUUGUUUUAAAUUUUAAAUUAGGAGUACCUAUGGCUUGUAUGUACUAUUCAUGAUAAAUUAUUUUUUAUGUUGCAGAUAAAUAACAUAUGGUGCAAUUAUGUUUUCUCACUAAGUGUAAGUAAAACCAGAUUCAGCCAGCGGUUGGCCAGUCUGCACUUACGUUUCUGUAUCCUGUGAGUAAAUCAUUCGUCAUUUAUUAUUAUAGCUGUUAUAUAUUAUUUUGUUACAGUGUGUCCGCCAACUGAUAGGUUGCCGUUACUGCGGAUAAGUAUGUUUAGUCUAGGCUGGUCCUUAUUUUUGACGACUGAUCCCCUCUAUAUUGUUACUUGCCGUAUAAAAGUAAUCUGUGUGAAAUUUGGUGAUGAUAACUCACCCCCUUCCCGUGCCCCAAGAGGGUUGAAAACGAGGAAAUAGAAUAGUUUUGUGGUUUUUCGCAACUAAUUAAAUAACUAUAUCACUGAUCAUAAAAUGACAUAAGAAUUUUCGGUAGCUCUUCUCAAUGUCUAAAUAAUUUGCGAAAAACCGCAAAACUAUUCUAUUUCUUCAUUUUCAACCUUUUAAGGAACAAAAUAAGGGGGAUCGGUUAUCAAAAAUAAUAAUGUUCAAAAACAAGGACCACUCUUAAGUUCACAUAUUAUUGUUGGACAAAAAGGAUAAUUUUCUCUAAUUCAAUUAUUACCGGUAAUAAACAACCGUAAUUACUGAUUACAAACACACACGCGCGCGCGCGCGCACACACACACACACACACACAUACUAGCGUACGCCGGUUUUGUCCGGCGAAUCCAACCAUUUUCGGUCGAGCGCUAUACACUGUAGGUACACUGCACGUGCCUUAAUCCCGGUCGGCAAUAAUAAUUUUACAAAAAAACAUAAAAUAAAGUUGUAGUCUAAUUCAAGCUAUUCAAAUUUAAGUUAAUUGAAUUUUCACGUUAACUUUUGACUUGACUCGGUCGAUUAAUAAAACGAUAAUUCACUGGUCAGCUUUUUUUUUCGUUGUCAACUAACUUAACAUAACCGCGCGCCCGAGUCAGUAAUAAUAUUGUAAUCAUUAAUUUACACACGAUCCAAAAUAUUAUCAAAAUAGAUACUAAUAAAUGUAUCGUGUAUAUUAUUAAUAAUUUCCGACGGUACACACAUGGUAUUUAGGUGGGUACGAACUGAUAUUGUAAAGCUUAAAAAAAAGUUUUACUUUUUUUUUACUAGCUAUAGGUAUAUACAUAAAAUAAUGUUACGCGAGUUUCAUAUUUUAUCCCCGGAACAAAGAAACGCCUGUGUGCUUAUCAAUCAAAAAAAAAAAAAAAAACCUCCGCAGACUGGUGUAGAAAAAAACACCGUGUAGGUGAAAAAUAAUAAUAAUAAUCAUACAAUGGCCUAAUGAAAGACGUAAAAUUCAAUACAAUAAUUUAGUCUGGUGUGUGGUGUGUAUAAUACUAAACCUACUGCAGACGCCGCUGAUGUGUAAAGAAACAGUGCGUGGUAUUAUAAUAAAAUAUAAUGACACAGCUUAUAAUAAUAAUACGAAGGCUCGAAUAAUGGAUAAAAAAAAAAAAUAUAGAAAUUGUAAAAAUAAAAGAAAAGCGCAAUGAUAUUAUUAUAUACGGCGUGUUUGUGUUUCACAAGAACUGUAACACCAAAUCGGAUAGACGUGUAGAACGGCCGAGCUGGGCAGUAACUAGUCAAUGUGUUAAAAGUUAAGUUAUCUAAUAGGUACGUUACAUUUUUUUUAUCACUUUCGACAAUAUUAACUUAACUUAAUUGUUUUUUUUUUUUUUUUAAAAAAAUUUAAGUUAUUUACGCAUUUUUUGUGAAAAAAAAAAAAAAAAAANCGACAAUAUUAACUUAACUUAAUUGUUUUUUUUUUUUUUUUUUUAAAAAUUUAAGUUAUUUACGCAUUUUUUGUGAAAAAAAAAAUAAUAAUAAUAUAAGCCCCGCGUAACUGUUUUUGCAUUUAUUUUUCCAUGCAAAUCACGCAUUUUUACGUCUUAUAGGCUAUGGGUCACAUGAGCCUUGUAUAAUAGAAUAAUAUAGUCUGUAUAGUGUAUAUGUCUGGUUGAUAAUAUACCUACGAUUAUUAGUAAAGGAUAAUUUUUAAAUCUUAUAUAAGUUUUGGUAUUCCAGAAAAUGUUUAACUUAACGUACUAGUCACUUAAGUUAUAUUAAACUCUAACUUAGGUUCGUUGUUUUUAUUUUAAGAUAAUUUUUAAACUUAAAACAGUUAAUAAAAUUGUUUAACUUAUUGCCCACUUUUGUAGGACAGAAUGGGUUAUUUUUUAAGAAGGUAAGGGAUAAAAUGCACAUUUUGAGUUGAUAUUCAAAAUGUUAAUCUUUUCGGUGCCCCUCCCGCACGUACGUACCUAUAAUAAAACGCACAUUUCCUUAAACGGAAACGUCGUUUAUUUUUAUUACAGAAUCAGGUUCGAAUAUUCCUUUUUUCAAGCGAUUUUAAUCGAUUCAAUUGCACAUCUCAAACAUAAUCCGAGAUUUAAAAUCUAGUCUAAUAAAAAAAAAAAAAAAAAAAAACGAUUUUUGUCUCUCGAUUAUUGUCACCGUGUAUCUAUGUGCGAUGUAUGAUGUGUGGGCAAUUUUACGAUUAUCGUUAUACAUAUGAUUUUUCUCAUUUCAAAUAAAACAGUUUAGUCACGUUUCUACACUUUUAGAGUCGUGCUUUUUAUAUUUUUUUGAAAAACCGUGAAAACAUCACAUUUUUUUUCAUUAAACCUUAGGUAUUAUAUAUACAAUCGUAUAUAUCUAAGGUAAUUUCUGAGAUGGAAAAAUAAUCCAAAUCGCUUGAACAAAACAAAACAAUUCAAAUUUGAAGCUAAACAUAGCGUAUACGUGUAUUUAUUUAGGAAAACGUGAAUUGUAUUGCAUACGUCACACGAUUCCCGCAUCCUUUCAUAUUCUCCAAUUUAACAACCACUUACACAAACGAAAACGAGAAAAAAAAUGUUGUUUUUCGGUUAAGGUUAUUAUUUUAUCAUUAUGUCUACAGCAUAAUAUUAUAUACCUGUUAUUGUCGCUUACACACAAAUGUAUUCAAAGGACACCGUCCGUUAAUCGUUAGUAAACAAAUAAAUAAAAUAAUGUCUACUUCGGUUCAAGCACCGUUUUUGUAAAAAAAAAAAAAAAAUACCGCAAGCUGACUCCGACCGGCCUGAAGUAUUAUUUCGUACCGCCGUUUGAGUGAAACACACGCUGUAUACAUACCACCGCCGUACACGUUUUUGCCCGUUAUAUUAUUCCGGUACACAGAUAUUUUCUAAGGGUCUUGUUUAACGACGACGACGCGUAUAUACAGUUCGUUCUGUUGUGUUUUUAUACACGACAAAAAUUUCGAUUCAGCUGCAGGUUGUUGUUUUUUCAUUAUUGUCGUGCUUUCUCGUCGCUGACCAUAAUAAUAUGCCAGCUAGGUUAUCGUUUGACCCGCAUUCUCCGUGUGGGGCGAUGACCUUGAGCCCGGAAACACGGUUUUUAUAACGUAUUAUUUUUGUUUCCCCGUCCUCCCGGUAACGUACACUAUCAGAAGACUGUGCUGCGUAUCAUCAUACCUGUCAUCCGUGUAUGCGCGACAAUGUUUUCCGCGCGAUUUCACAGCGACCGAUUUGAAAUAUUCAAUUUUAUUUAUAAAAAAAAAAAAAAAAAAAAAAAAAAAAAGAAACGGGUAUAACAAUAAUAACAAUGUGUUAUUUUGUAUUCUGCCACUGCACAUACGAGCGAAAAUUGCCCGCUGGUUUUUACGGUGAAUUUACAUUUGUAUAUAAUAUUAUAAUAAUAUGUCCCCCGACGCGUAUAGGUGUGAAAAUAUUAUCGUCAACUGUACAUGUAACGUACCUGUACAUUGUACAGUACGGGUACGGUAGUGAAAAAUCGAAUGCAUCCGACGUGUGCUGUAAUGCGAGACCUCGACAGUGCCUGUAUAAUAUAUAACAGCAUCAAGGUCCCAGAUUUUAAUUUUGAAAUAGGUAUCUAGUAUAAUUAUUUUCGAUUCCGAGCGAUUGCAGGCUUUUUAUUUUUCGGCCCAUUCGUGUAUUCAUGGUAUACACAAAACGUAAAAGUAUUACUCGGCCAAUUGGACGCACACGUCUGUAUCGCAAAAUAAUUAUGUUAUUCGAAUCUCAUUGUAUAUCUAUAUUAUUCUUAGUGAUCGGUGAUCAGGGGGGGGCGUUCUUAUGAGGCGAUCCCCACCCCCCGGGAGAAGUGGACUUGCAUUAACAUUUGGCCAUUGGUCCAGAAGUAGAUAUAAUCAAUAUACUUUUUGACAUCGUUUUUUUUUCGUAGCGAUCGUUAAUAUUGAAUUUAAUUAUUUUACCCCCCCCCCCCCAUCUCAUUUCCAAGGUCUGAAGACGCCCGCUCUUGUCAGUGAUCGCAAUAUCACCAUCAAAAUAUUUUCGUAGCAAAAACGCAUAUAUUUUCUCAGCGAUCCACCAUUCGAAUACCAUGAUUUUUUUUCUGCCCCCCCUCCCAUCAUUUUGUGUAUAAUUUGUGUGACCAUUUUGCGAAUUCGUACAACCUUUCUAUAGGGUCCGAAUAACCAUAUUCGUAUCUAGACAUUACAGGGGGAAAAGAGUAAUGAGAAAAUUUUUCUUUACCGCGGGUUUUUGAUUGUGAGCCAAACACUAAUGUCGUACAAAUUCUGGAAACGGCCAUUCAAAUUGAUAUAAACUCCGUAUCAAUUUGAAGGCCAUGAUAAUCGAAUAUAGAAUGCUAAUUUUAUAGUUCUGGUGUUUCGUAACAAUUUAAAUCACAUACAUAAAAAAAUAAUCAAAUAUUUAUAAACUGCAACGUUGUUCACAUAAUAUAGGUACCAAGAAAGUUUCGACUUCUGUAAACAACUCGUAUCACAAUAA